AUGUUGGUUGCUGGUUCUACCUCUGCAUGCGAUGUCUGCCUAGAGCCGUUCGGUGGCGAUAGCAAAGCACCGUGCACCAUCACCUGCGGACAUGUCUUCUGUGUAGACUGUCUCGCAAACAUUAAUCCCCCCUUGUGCCCUUUGUGCCGCAAGAUUUUCGACCCGCGAUUCACUGUCAAGCUUCACUUGGAUCUCGACAACGUCCGGGCACCUCCCUCCCCCAACGGCGCUUCUGCACCCAACGAUGAUGACGCCCGCCGACUCUACCAAGCCAUCUCGAACAUUGCCGAGGCAGGGUGUUCGGAAACGCAGGUUAGGCAGUUGAUUUCGGAGGGAAAGUCGUUCUUGCAGAAACAGCCAAAGGACUCCUUUAAGGAUCUCCGAACGCUUUACCGAAUGGUCGCUUACCUUUGCGAGGUGAAGACGACCCUCCGCGCUCAGAAUGCCGCAAACGAAGCACUCAAACGGGAACACGCUCAGCUCCAAGCCGAGAAGAACGAACUGGUUGCGAAGAUUGAACAGCAGUUGCGAGUACGAGAACAAGAGCGCCAGGCUGCCUGGGCAACCGAGAGUAGUUUGCGGGAUCACUGCACAAAAGCGCAUGAAGCGUAUGAGACUAUGGUGCAGCAAGUAAGUUACGAUUUACCGUCGCCUGAGGCUUUGGAUUGA
This is a messenger RNA of Coprinopsis cinerea okayama7#130, 669 nucleotides long. RefSeq lists its product as hypothetical. The record is from RefSeq and is a predicted model, not a curated record. The transcript has 4 exons. NCBI's taxonomy places the organism in Eukaryota, Fungi, Basidiomycota, Agaricomycetes, Agaricales, Psathyrellaceae. The coding region runs from base 1 to 669 and encodes 222 amino acids.